This is a messenger RNA of Spirodela intermedia, 1151 nucleotides long. The record is from the annotation of a GenBank genome assembly. NCBI's taxonomy places the organism in Eukaryota, Viridiplantae, Streptophyta, Magnoliopsida, Alismatales, Araceae.
AUGAUCUGCAGGAGCUUCCUCUUGUCACUGAGCUUUGGGCGGACCCAGUCGACCAAGCUCUGCUCUUUGCUGGGCCGGGUCUUGUCCACGGCCUUGCGCCCCGUCAGUAGCUCCAGGAGGACUACGCCAAAGCUGUAGACGUCGCUCCGCGCGGUCAAAUGCCCUGUUUAGUACACCAAAUCGACCCAUUUAGAAUGCAUGCGGUAGUGCCCAGAUUUAGAAAGCGAUAGGUGAUGGUGAGCUCACCAGUCAUUACGUACUCGGGCGCAGCGUAGCCGUAGGUGCCCAUCACGCGGGUGGACACGUGGGUCUCGUCGCCCUGCGGGCCAACCUUCGCGAGGCCAAAAUCAGAGAGCUUGGCCGUAUAAUCCUGCGAGGGCAUGCCGGAUGAGCGACCAGAGGUGGGGGAAAGGUUCGACUUCUAUCUGAAUGUAGAGAGAGGAGCUCACCGAGUCCAGUAGGAUGUUCGAGGUCUUGAAGUCCCGAUAGAUGACUGGCCUCUCCGCGUUGUGAAGAAAAGCCAGGCCCUUGGCGGCUCCAAGCGCGAUCAUCAUUCUCGUCGCCCAGGAUAACGGAGCUGCUGUCUCUGAAUACCUCAAUCCAGGGAAGCAACGUUAGCUAAAGUCAACCUCAAAUCGCCAGGGUGUUCUCCGAACAUGGUCACUUUUGCACCCUGUUCUUGAUUAGUAGGAAAAAUGUUGACCAAAGAAAAUGUUGGACAUGCUAUUGAGCACGGGGAAAACAUGAAAAGGGAAGAGGAAAGUUUUAUUUAUUGGAAGGAUGUAAGCAGAUUGUACAUAUUAACCACAGAUUUCGAUUUAAUUUCUAGAACCACUCCUUUAUGCUACUGUAAAGUAAAGACGAAUUUUUUUCUCUUCUUAAACCCAUCAAUUCCUAGAAAAAAGUAAUAUUUUCAGGAAAUCAUGGAAGACACUGGCAAUGAUGAUUAACAUCAAGGGACUUUGAACCGUAGCAACUGAGUCGUUCGCAUCACGGAAGGCUCAUCGAUGUCCAAAAAGCUACUGAAAAUCAAUUAUCAUGUAAGCAAACUUUUCAAUGCCCAGCCACAAGACAGAGAUACUGGACUCGAGCAUUCUUCCCCUUCCCUCUUGACAAAUAACAGUCGAACAGAGCAUCAGUUUUCUGGUUGA